Hemisphaericaspora subhashii is the source of this 900-nucleotide messenger RNA. RefSeq lists its product as uncharacterized. NCBI's taxonomy places the organism in Eukaryota, Fungi, Ascomycota, Pichiomycetes, Serinales, Debaryomycetaceae. The record is from RefSeq and is a predicted model, not a curated record. The transcript has a single exon. Bases 1 to 900 code for a protein of 299 amino acids.
AUGGAUUCACACACCAUAAAUCAUCAACAAAUAUUUUCCACACCACAUCAACAACGACAAGCACAGCAAGCAAGUAUGGAUGACGACAGAAAUAUAACUACAUUACUACUUACUCAGACAUUUAGAAUCGGUAGAUGUACCUCCUUAUUAUCACCAACUUCUCCAACCAUAUCUUCCGAAAAAUUAGAAUAUAAAAUUCGUAUACCAUUGAGUAAACAUCUUUAUGAACAAUAUAGAAGUCAAUUAAAAGUAAACGACAAAGAUUCAGUUGAAUAUGAAUCAUAUAAAGAUAUUCUUCGGGUAUUGAAGAUAGCAUAUGGGAAUGUAGAUAAGGAUCAAUAUCGAAUUCAAUAUAUUCAAUUUCAUUGUACAGGAUUGUUACCUAAUCAAAUGUUUGUAUUUAUUAAAGAUAUAACUGACCCUGAUGAUAAUUUUACAUUAGUUUUGAAUAAAAUAUCACCAAAAGUGAAGCUUAAUCGAUUUAUAGUUGAGUUAUUGGAAGAUUUAAAUCAUGAUCCAUUAAUCAUUAAACCAUUCAACUUACCUAAUGAUUUUAUUCCAAAUUUAAUAAAUCAAUUACUGACAAAAUUAGAGGAUAUACAUGGAUCCAUGGAAUUAGUGUAUACUACAGAAGAUAAAACUAAAUUAUUAAGGAAUAUGAUUGUUGAAAUACGAAAGAGUGAUUUAGAAUCAUUAUACACUGAACAAUUAUAUGAAGAUAUUUGUAAUUUCUUGUAUACAAAUACCAAGAUUCGAUUUAAUCGAUUGGUGAUUGAAAGAUUGAAUUCAAGUUUAAUGAAUCUUUCAAAUGAUGGGAAAAUUAAAUUUAAUGAUGAAUUAGAUGAUAUUCUUUGGUAUUUAUUUGAAGCCAGUAAACAAUCCAAAGAAAAUAAUGAGUAA